Messenger RNA from Truncatella angustata, 945 nucleotides. Its product is annotated as methyltransferase TYW3-domain-containing protein. Bases 1 to 945 code for a protein of 314 amino acids. Gene Ontology annotation, molecular function: tRNA methyltransferase activity. Gene Ontology annotation, cellular component: cytoplasm. The transcript has 2 exons. NCBI's taxonomy places the organism in Eukaryota, Fungi, Ascomycota, Sordariomycetes, Amphisphaeriales, Sporocadaceae. Gene Ontology annotation, biological process: tRNA methylation. The record is from RefSeq and is a predicted model, not a curated record.
AUGCGGAGUCUCCCACAGCCCCCACAAAGCUUCCUGCAGAAGAAGAGCAAAAUUUUGGAGCAGCUCUCAAUCCCGGAUACCGAGUACACAGACGCAUCACCCAAAGGCUCGGUGGAUGUUGGGAUCAGAGAACUAAUCGAUGAACUCAACGGCUUAGAGGGAUUUGUGACAACCAGCAGCUGUGCGGGACGGGUCAGUGUUUUUGUGGAGGGAAAGAAGGCUGCGGAGGGCGCCAGUCAGGAGAACCAAGAUGAAGAAGGGGCGCGAACAGCUACAGUUGCUGGUGUCGGCGGUAAAGGGGGAGGAGGCCAUUGGCUCUUUGUCAGUCAUGAUCCGGUCGAGGUCGAGGACGGAAAGACAUUGGACGAUCUUUUCGGGUUGAAAAACCAAGACGCAUCUGGCGACACCACGACUGGUGACAAUGAGGCAGCUCGACUUAUACACUUCAAGUUCGAGCCAAUGAUUCUACAUGUUUUGACUGCAUCUCUAGAGCACGCUCAGCUUCUGCUCAAGUGCGGUCAUCAAGCAGGCUUCCGAGAAACUGGUGCGUUGAACCUGACGGCUGCUGGAGGAGAAGCUGUCACCCCGAUCGUGGCUAUUAGAACCAUGGGCCUUGGGCUGGAAUCACUGGUUGGCAUUCAGAAAGGAGACCUAAUACAACGAACCGUUACGCCAGAUUACCUGCAAACGCUGCUGGAUAUCAGCCAUGACAGGUUCGCUGAGAACUCGAAGCGAAUCCAGCGGUUUCGUGCGGCAAUCUUCGAGGCUGCUCAGCCACCAAAGAAGAAGGAUGGGACGGAGUGGGAAGAUGCUGCAGCUCGAAGGGAGAGGAAAAAAGCACAGGGGCUUCGAAGAAAGGCUGAAAUGGAGGCUGCGAGAAAUCAAGGCCAGACCUCUGAUAAGGCUGAACCUCUAGACCUAGCCCUAAAUUCAGACCUGACAUGA